This is a messenger RNA of Macadamia integrifolia, 1954 nucleotides long. RefSeq lists its product as uncharacterized. The coding region runs from base 274 to 1002 and encodes 242 amino acids. The record is from RefSeq and is a predicted model, not a curated record. The transcript has 2 exons. NCBI's taxonomy places the organism in Eukaryota, Viridiplantae, Streptophyta, Magnoliopsida, Proteales, Proteaceae.
GUUCAAAGUUUUUUUUUUUUUUUUUUAGUAAAGGUAGUUCAAAGUUGAGAUUACCUAUCUAGCUAAACUCCCCCAUAAAUCACAUUUACCUUUAAAACAUUAUUCUAUUGGGUUACAUACUUUCAAGUGGAAUCAACUAAAGUGUCUAAAACGACUCUCUCCGUCUUUUGACGUGAUGUUUAUCUCCGUCAUCCCUUACGGCUCCUAGUUCCUUUCAUCUCCCUGAUAUCCUUCUCACGAUUUCCCUUGCUGUUUAAUUCACCUUCCCUUCCUAUGGGGGACCAUCCACAGCGCCUUCUUCUCGCCCAUACCGAUACUUCCCCUCUCACAACGCCCCCAGCUACGGAAUCCUCUCAGCCAAGACCAGACCAGGAAGAUACCUCUACUCAAUCAGUUGAUGAGUUUCUCCUUCUGGAUGAUGAAGUGGAAGAUCGGCUAUCGGAAUCAUGGGCUACUACCUUGGUAGGGUUUGUUCUUGAAGGAAACAGAUACCGUAAACAAGCGUUAACUGAAGGCCUUGUUAAUGCUUGGAAUCUCAAAUUUGGACUGGAGGUCUCCACCAUAGAUCAGAAUCACUUUCUAUUCCAAUUCCAACAUCGGAUUGAUAUGGAAAAUGUCCUCGCUGAAGAACCUUGGACUGUUGCAGGAAACUUAAUCAUCCUUGAAUCUUGGAACCCAGAACAGAGAUGGCAGUUCUGCAAUGCAUCCUUCUGGGUACAGUUUUACUCCUCAACUCUGGACCUGCUCGAUAUCAACCUGGGUCGGCGAUACGCAACUCAAAUUGGUUCUCCUACGAAGAUCAUGCUUAUACGGGGUACCCAAGGCGGUCAUCGGCAACAUUAUCUCCGUGCCAGAGUUAAGAUUGAUAUUCGGAAGCCCCUUCGCUCUAUUAUUCCGAUCCGGCUUCGCAAUGGGCUUGAAAACACCAUUCAGCAAAGGACCUUCUUUUACUUGGAACAACAAAAGAGGUGGAGCUGCAAGCAAACAUCCGUGUUCGUUUAGAUCGGGCCUUUGCUAAUCAAGCUUGGAUCUGCAACUUUAUUGACACAGCUGUCUUUGUUCGGUCUACUGUUGGAUCUGAUCAUCUCCCUCUCUUAGUAGACACUGAAGGAGGAAAAAUAAUGGACCCUGCCCCUUUCGGUUUGAAAUUAUGUGGAUGAGAGAUGAGGAUUGCAAGAAUGCAGCGAAAGAAGCCUGGUCCAAGCAAUGUGAUGGACUGCCUCGGAUGCUCUGCACUUGAAACAGAAAAAUUGUAGAUUGGUCUACAAGAAAUGGAACUCUAGAAUAUUUGGGAAUCUACAAACUAAUAUUUCCAACCUUAAAGAGGAUCUUGAACAUAUCAUGGGGCUUCCACCAACUGCGUUUUCUCAAAGUCGAUUGAAUGACAUCUCUUCUAAGCUUGCUAAUGAACUUUUAAAAGAAGAAGACUUCUGGAAACAAAAGUCGAGGAACAAUUGGCUGAAGAGUGGUGAUCUCAGCACCUCCUUCUUUCACGCAUCUGCCAUUCAACGACAGCAAAUCAAUAAGAUCCUCAAACUCAAGGAGGCCACCGGUGUUUGGACUACUUCUCAAUCUGAAAUCAAAGAAGAGAUACUUUCCUACUGCCAGAAUACCUACACCACAGAAGGCAUCAACAUGGAUUCCCUUCAACAUACUUUGAGCUGCAUUUCUCCUUCAGUAACAGAGGAUAUGAACAACUCUCUCUGUAGAAUUCCUGAUUUGGAGGAGGUUAAGGGAGCUUUAUUUGCUAUGAAACCAAAUAAAUCCCCAGGUAUAGAUGGUAUGCCCCCUAUUUUCUUUCAAACUUUUUGGGAUCUAACUCAUGUUGUACUCUACGGCUUUGUGACUGAGUUUUUUCAUACCAAGUCUCUUCCCCCCCAAUUCAACAGAACCAUUGUAUGUCUAAUUCCAAAGAAAAAUUGCCCUGAAAUGGUGGACGAUUUCAGGCCGAUCA